Messenger RNA from Symbiodinium natans, 972 nucleotides. The record is from the annotation of a GenBank genome assembly. NCBI's taxonomy places the organism in Eukaryota, Dinophyceae, Suessiales, Symbiodiniaceae.
AUGGCGAGGCAUUGUGCGACCCUGGCACUGGUGGCCACUGUGAUGGCGCGGCCUAUCGAGGUCAACUCCACGCGCCACCAGUUGGCUUCGGGCCUCGAGUGUGGCAGUGCGGCCGCCUUCGAUGGCCUCUGCCCGUGGGCUGCUGCACGACACCAGGCCGCCGCUGAAAGAUGGCACUCAAGCGCUUCCGUCGGCCCCCUGGCAGCUCCAGCGCGGGGGCGCUGGGCGCUGCUCCGCUUUUCAGAUCGGCCUCUCGGGAAGCUCACGAGGCCGAGUCUGGAGGACUUCGUGGGACGCUACCCAGGGCGCUACGACUUGCUCUUGGAGAAGGAGGGCCUCGUGGAUCGGCGGGAUUUCCACCCAGCCUGGAAUAAGCUGGCUCAUGCCCGGCGAGCCCUCAUCCUGGGCAGCUACGAAGCCGUGGUGUGCGUGGAUGAUGACAUCCUGAUCACAAAUCCCAGGAUCGAUCCGAUCCACGACGCGCUGGUGGAGCAUUUCAGCGGGGAUGCCUCUACGGACGGUGAAAAGCUGGUCGUGGCCUCUCUCGACGAGCAGGUCAGUGCACGAGUGCCGUUCAACACUGGGGUCCUGGCACUGCGAUCAUCGCCCCUCACGCUGAACCUUUUGGACAAGAUAUUUCAGCUAGGACGACGCCUGAAGCGCAUCAACGGAUACGCCUGGCUGCCGCGAAUCACGGGCCUUUGGGACCAGGAUGCCUUUGCUGACUAUAUGCAGAUUUACGGAUCCAGGAACUUCGUCUUGCUUCCACAUCGCCAGCUUCAGUCCUUCGUUCGGCCAGGGCAGUCUCACUGGCUUCCUGGAGAUUUCGCUGCCCACUUCACAGGUUUGAGCGAAUAUCCGCCACAGCAGGGCUUGGCCCUUCUACAUGACUUCCUGACUCUGCUUCAGGGAGCCAGUGCAGAGGGUGCAAAAAAGUCCGGGAAGGCCAUUUACCAGUCCUCUACAGUCUGA